AUGUUCGCCAAGCUUACGUUCGUUGCUCUCUGCGUUGCCACCGCACAGGCUGGCUUGUUGCCCUUUGCAGCUGCACCAGCUCCACUGGCAGCCGGCGUGGUGGCACCCUACGCCUCCAGCUUUAAUGCCCAUCGCAUAAAUCAUGCCGUCGCCUUCCCCGUGGCACCCGCUCCAGUGCCUGUGCCUGUCGCUGCACCUGCCCCGGUCGCCUUUGCUGCACCCGCUCCCGUCGCCCUGCCUGCUAAGGUUGGAUUUGCUGCGCCUGCUUUUGCGCCAGCACCGCUGCCUGCCCCACUUGGCUUUGCGGCUCCUGCUUUGGCGCCAGCACCCGCUGUGGCUCUUGCAGCUCCACCCAAGGUAGCUUUUGCAGCCCCCGCUCUGGCACCAGCACCUCUGGCUCCUCUAGGUUUCGCUGCACCCGCCCCGGUUGCUUUUGCGGCACCUGCUAAGAUAGGAUGCAGUUAUGCA
Molecule: messenger RNA, 468 nt
Organism: Scaptodrosophila lebanonensis
Lineage: Eukaryota; Metazoa; Arthropoda; Insecta; Diptera; Drosophilidae
Product: cyclin-dependent kinase inhibitor 1C
Exons: 3
Source: RefSeq, a predicted model, not a curated record